Colletotrichum chrysophilum is the source of this 189-nucleotide messenger RNA. RefSeq lists its product as uncharacterized. Bases 1 to 189 code for a protein of 62 amino acids. The transcript has 2 exons. NCBI's taxonomy places the organism in Eukaryota, Fungi, Ascomycota, Sordariomycetes, Glomerellales, Glomerellaceae. The record is from RefSeq and is a predicted model, not a curated record.
AUGGCCAAGCAGACCGAGGACGAGCGUGGAAGACUGGAUCCCCCGGCCUCCACAACGGCGAGACCGAAGGCUGACCGACACGGCUCCGAUCACAAGGUUGGCGAGAACUGGUUCCUGGAGAUGCGCGCCUCCUGUGUGGUUCGCGAGGCGAGGCAAGAGGCGUUUGUUAGUCACGCUGCCAUUGUUUAG